Messenger RNA from Triticum turgidum subsp. durum (durum wheat), 1032 nucleotides. The record is from the annotation of a GenBank genome assembly. NCBI's taxonomy places the organism in Eukaryota, Viridiplantae, Streptophyta, Magnoliopsida, Poales, Poaceae.
AUGGCGACACAAGUAGAUAAUUUUGACGAUGAUCCAUUGAAAGAGGAAUUCGAGAAAGGGACAGGGCCCAGGUGGUUUCGCUAUAGCGAUCUUGCCGUCGCCACCAGCAACUUCUCCGACCAGAUGAAGCUGGGUGAAGGUGGUUUUGGUUCCGUGUACAAAGGAUUUUUGAAGGAGCUUAAAGUAGAGGUGGCUAUAAAAAAAGUGUCCAAGACCUCCAAGCAGGGGAGGAAGGAGUACAUGUCAGAGGUGAAGAUCAUAAGUCGUUUGAGGCAUCGAAACAUCGUACAGCUUAUUGGUUGGUGCCAUGGUGGCGGCGAGCUCUUGCUUGUGUACGAUCUUAUGCCCCACGGCAGCCUAGAUACUCACCUUUAUUGUUCAAACGCCACAUUAUUGUGGCCAUUCAGAUAUGAGAUUGUGUUGGGGCUUGGGUCGGCACUUCUGUACCUGCAUCAAGAUUGGGAGCAAUGUGUUCUGCAUCGUGACAUCAAGCCAAGCAACAUCAUGUUAGAUGCAUCCUUCUGUGCCAAACUUGGUGAUUUUGGGCUUGCCCGGCUUGUCGACCACGGCCGAGGACCAUACACAACAGGUCUUGCAGGAACUAUGGGCUACAUGGAUCCUGAGUGUGUGGUCACCGGAAGGACCAGCGUCGAGUCUGAUGUCUACAGCUUUGGCGUCGUCAUGCUCGAGAUCGCCUGCGGCAAGCGGCCCGCGGUUGCUCGGGGGCAAGAGGACAUCAUUCAUCUGGUGCAAUGGGUUUGGGAUUCAUGGGAAAGUAGAAGGACCCUUGAAGCGGCUGAUGCGCAGCUCAACCUGGAGUUUGACGAACGGGAGAUGGAGUGUGUGAUGGUCGUCGGGCUCUGGUGCGCGCACCCUGAUAGGACCCUGAGGCCGUCCAUCAAGCAAGCGGUCAACGUGCUACGAUUUGAGGCGCCUCUACCAAGCUUUCCAGCAAAGAUGCCCGUCGCGACAUUCAUGACGGCAAUUGAUUCUUCAUUAGUUUCUGCAUCCCAGCUUACAGCGGGCAGAUGA